Molecule: messenger RNA, 2118 nt
Organism: Ictalurus furcatus (blue catfish)
Lineage: Eukaryota; Metazoa; Chordata; Actinopteri; Siluriformes; Ictaluridae
Product: serine/threonine-protein kinase pim-1-like
Exons: 11
Coding region: 523-1839 (438 amino acids)
Biological process (GO): regulation of mitotic cell cycle; negative regulation of apoptotic process; protein autophosphorylation
Cellular component (GO): cytoplasm
Molecular function (GO): ATP binding; protein serine/threonine kinase activity
Source: RefSeq, a predicted model, not a curated record
AAAUCAUGGUAUAUUUUGUGUAUGAGCCCAUUCGGUAGUGAAAUUCAUAUCUAAUUUGCAUAUGAUUUAACAGCUUAUUUUAAUAAAUAUCAAUAAUCUAAAAGGUGAGAGUUAUACCGGACACCUAGAUGAACACUUUACAGUUGGUUGUGUGACUGUAAGUCAUUCCCUUCAAAUGCUAUUGAAGUUAGAAACGUGUAUAACAAUGUCGUAUGUAACUUUAGAGACGGUCCCUUAAUUUCCGCAUAUCCGUGAAUAUCGAAGAAAAACAACCAAACAUUCGUUUUAAGAAUGUUUUUGAAUCAUAACACUGUUGCGUCAUCGAGCUGUGACUUCUACUGUAUUGUUAGACAACUCGCAUCAUUUCACCUUCACGACGCUGUGAGCACAACUACAAGCUAUUUUCCACCUUUCACUGCUACUGAAACCGAGCUGGAAACGCUGUAUUGCUAUUAAUAUUAUUCAGAAGAGCAGGCAUCCUGCUCCUACACUCCAAGAACACGCAAGCAGAAUCCUCCACAUAUGGAAAAGGUGUGUCUUCUUCAUGAAGAGCCUGAGCACCUGCUCAUGGAGAGGCCAAAGAAAAGCAAGAGAACACAGACAGAGGAAAAGAAUAUGAAGAGCCAGAAAACAGGAACACACACUGAGAAAAGAAACAACUCUUUGCAAAAAGGCCCGCUGUCGACUGAGAACCAGUCAGAACCGUCCUGCUCCUACUCUCUAAGAGCACGCAAGGAGAAUCCUCUGAAAAGGAAAAGGAUGGAUCUUCUUCAUGAAGACUCUAAGCCCCAGCUCAAGGAGAUGCCAGAGAAACGAAGGAGAACAGGGACCGAGGAGAAGAAUGUGAAGAAAGAAAAGGGAAGCGCAAAGAGACAGAAAACAGGAACACGUCCUGUAAAAAGCAAUAUUUUGCAAACAGGGUCACUCUCAACUGAGACCCAAUCAGAGCCACCCUGCUCAUCCACUUUAUCCUAUAUAAAGGAUCUUAUUUAUUUACCAUCUGAGCCGCAGUCCGAGGACAUGCCAGAGGAUUUUUCUCAAUGCUACACUAUUGGAAAGUGGCUGGGAAGAGGUGGCUAUGCUUCCGUCUAUGCAGCUGUUCGUACGUCAGAUGGGGAAAAGGUGGCCGUUAAAUAUGUGUUAAAGGAAGCGGCGGAAUAUUUCACCCUCCCUAGUGACACACGUAGUAUCCCUCUAGAGGUGGUGCUUAUGGAGCUAUGCAAAACACAUCACAGUCCAUAUGUGAUAAAAAUUCUGGAAUGGUUCGAGACGCCCAAAGGCUUCCUCUUGAUCAUGGAGCGGCCCCACAAAUAUAUCACCCUCUCCAAGUUCUGUAGACGUCUACAAGGCAGAAUGUCUGAAGAUCUGGCUCGAAUCAUCAUGUGGAAAGUAGUUCAGGCUGCAGUUCACUGCAAGAGGAACGGUGUGCUCCACCGAGACAUUAAGGAAGACAACAUUCUCGUGAACCCGGAGACCCUGGAACUGAAGCUGAUUGAUUUCGGCUAUGCUUAUCUGCUCAAGGACAAGCCCUACAAGGCAUUUGGAGGCCCUCCAAUUUCCCUCCCAAUUCAAUGGAUAGCCGGACAUACCUGGCCAGAACCUGCCACUGUCUGGGAUCUGGGUGAUCUCCUCUGUACCCUGACAUGUGGAGAAAAGCCUUUAUAUUGUUACAUCCCACUCUUCAUCCAUGGUCUGUCUGAAGCCUGCCUCAGUCUGAUAAAUUGGUGUCUGCAAGAAGACAUUAAAAAACGACCAAACUUUGAGCAGAUCCUCCAGCACGACUGGUUCCAAGACAAGUUUCCCUCCAGAAUAAGAAGAAGAAGAAGAAAAAAGAUGUAAAAGCAGACAGGAACGUUUAUUGUGACUCAGACGAAAAAUGGAGAAAACCCCAGGCAGUGAGACGCAGUGAGACGCUGGAGUUGAAACCCUAAAGAUAGUCCUUUACGUAAUCAUUCUGGAAGAAAAAAACAAACAUUCGUUUUAACAAUGUUUUUGAAUCAGGACAUACACAACCAUUUGGCCGGCGCUCUAAACACAGAUAUGAAUGAAAUACAAUUUAGAUUUUUUUAUUUUUUCAAUAAAUUACUUUUAUUUUUUCAAUAAAUAACAUGACUACCA